Messenger RNA from Colletotrichum orchidophilum, 483 nucleotides. Its product is annotated as alpha/beta hydrolase fold protein. Bases 1 to 483 code for a protein of 160 amino acids. The record is from RefSeq and is a predicted model, not a curated record. The transcript is spliced from 2 exons. Lineage: Eukaryota; Fungi; Ascomycota; Sordariomycetes; Glomerellales; Glomerellaceae.
AUGGCUCAGGCACAACCCGCUCUCCGACCUCUCGAGAGGAUAGGUCUCGUCUUCCUGUGCUCUUGGGUGCGUCCGGAGACAUCAACAAGCUCCAAGUCAAUGCCUCUUGGACUGCCGCACGCCAUCCGCCGCGGGAUCCCGCUGGAAUUCUGGCUCCUUGCCGCAACCUACCGCGAGCCGCGCGAGAUCCUCCAACACCUCGUCACCCAGACACUGGAAGUCUACUCGGCCUGGGUCGCAAAGCCAAAGACCAAGGAGUCGCAGAACGGGACAGACAGCGGCAGCAUCACCGCCCUCAGCUGCCUGCGCCAGGAUGUCGAACCUCUUGCCACCCCUGCUGGUACCGACAACAGUGAUGCCACCACGAGUAGCGGAAGCAUCUUGUGGCUCGGCAACCGCAGAAAAACCUCCGAAUUCGUUCUCUUCUUCCAUAGCGGCGGGGACAUUGCCCCGCUGAACCAGGGCCACCUCACCUGGUGCUGA